This is a messenger RNA of Australozyma saopauloensis, 567 nucleotides long. RefSeq lists its product as uncharacterized. Bases 1 to 567 code for a protein of 188 amino acids. The record is from RefSeq and is a predicted model, not a curated record. The transcript has a single exon. NCBI's taxonomy places the organism in Eukaryota, Fungi, Ascomycota, Pichiomycetes, Serinales, Metschnikowiaceae.
AUGACGGCUGUCUGUUCCCGGACGGUGGGCCGUUUUGCGCCAGGUAUUGUUGUGCCAGGCCACUGGGAUGCGAGGAGCCGUGCAGAGAGGCCAUUUGGUUUACUGGCGGUGAUCCAUAGUACUGUUGCAGAUGCUGCUGUGCUAGUUGUGGCUGCUGCUGCUGCUGCUGCGGUUGUUGUUGUGGCUGACUACUACUCGAGUAUUGAUCUUGGCCGUAUCCUUGAUUAUGGUGUGGUUGAUAGUUUCCAGGAGGCGGCUGUUGGUAAUUGUUACCCUGGUAAUGGUUCAGAUACUGCGGAGCCGGCAGCGAAUUCUGCCCAUAGGCCCAUUGUUGUUGCUGCUGCGGCGGUGGCGGUGCCUGCUGCUGUGGAGGAGGCGGAGGUUGCUGUUGGUAUGGACGGCCACCCUGGUACGAGUAGGAUGAACCCAGCUGUUGAGAGUACGCGUGCAGCUGCAUCAGUUGUUGACUAUGGUGGGACUGGUUGGCCGGUCUGGAAUGCGACUGCUGGUGAUGCUGUUGUUGGGAAGGCGGGGCCCCUGAAGCAUGUGAUGGCUUCUGUUUUCUAG